This is a messenger RNA of Arachis ipaensis, 861 nucleotides long. RefSeq lists its product as uncharacterized. The record is from RefSeq and is a predicted model, not a curated record. Lineage: Eukaryota; Viridiplantae; Streptophyta; Magnoliopsida; Fabales; Fabaceae.
AUGGGGCUGUGCCAUGUACCGUUCUGUUUGAUGGGCGACUUUAAUGAGAUCCUGCAAGUCGAAGAUCGCAAAAGGGUGAACAGUCUACUGGCAUCAGCGGAGGAGUUUAAGAGUCAGGUACAUGACAUGCAGUUGAUGGAUUUACCGCUUACUAAUAGGAAGUUCACCUGGUUCAGGGGUCAAUCAUGUAGUCAAAUUGAUAGAGUUCUGGUAAAUAUAGAAUGGGCAAAGGAGUUUCCAGAUAUACGGCUAAAAGGUGGACCAAUGGGAUUGUCAGAUCACUGUCUGUUGAUUGUGGAAGAUACAAGAGUAAGAAGAGGCCCCCGAACCUUCAGAAGCCUGGAUUUCUGGUUUACACAUGAGAAUUUUCUGAGAAUGGUCAAAAAUGAAUGGAGAGGUUUGGGAGAUGCUCAGUUCACAUGUAAACUGAAGGCCUUGAUGAUACCUUUGCGGCAAUGGCAUCAGAAUAACUUUGGUGACAUGGAUAACAAGCUAAGGAGGUUUGAGGAAGAGAUCAGGAGGCUUGACAAUAUGGUUAGUGAUGGCAUCUAUGAUGGUAUGACGGAGGCUAGAAGGAAGGCAUUGGUGAGCUUUUGUGAAAAGUGGUAUGUUAGGAAGAAAAUCCACUGGAAGCAGAUGUCUCGGUCCAAACAUGCUAGGAACAUGGAUAAGAAUACCAGAUAUUUUCAUAACAUUGCCUCGGCUAGAAGAAGAAAUAACAGGAUAGAUGUUCUGAUGAUUCAUGGAAGGCUUGUGCGAAAUGAGACAAGGAUAAAGGUGGCAAUUAGGGGGGUUUACAAGGAUCUGUAUCGUCAGGAAUAUGCUCCGAGGAUUGGUGUUCGGGAUGGUUUGUUGAAGUAG